AUGGAUGCGUCUACUCCACUCAAGCGGUCGUCAACGGAAGCUGGUCUGGAUUCUCCAAAGGAAUCUGUUCGAUCUGUAGACUCAAAAAAGCAGGCACCAAAGAUUUCCAAAGCUCGCGCAUGCGCGGAGUGCAAACGACACAAGAUUCGCUGCGAAUUUCGCUCGGGCGAAACAAACUGUACAAAAUGUAUCCGCAGUGGAAUUAAAUGUGUGGUGAACGACUUUUCGCAAAAGUUCGUUGACGACGACGGGAUAUGGAAACUGCAAGCAUCUUCAACUAUGCAUCAGCUACAGGCAGCUGUGUCGCAACUAUUGCGACAAGCAGGCUUACCUGAUCUUUCAUCUUAUGCAGCCGGGGAUGCUCAAAAUGAUCCCAGUCCCGCUGCCUCGAACCAUACACACCGACCAUCCAUUGACGCAAUGCAAUCGCAUCCUACUCAUCAUGAUGGCCCAGGAGUGGUGAUGGAUGUCACUCGAGAAACCUCUCCAGAACAAGACCUGCAAGAUCCAGAAUUGGUCCCAGCGCCCAUGCGCAGUCUAUACGAAGUCACGAAGCUGCGCAACCUGCGCAAUGUUCACAUUGAGGCACCCAAGAAGACAUUACUGGAGGAAGACUUUAUCACACGGGGCCUGAUAUCUAUUCAUGAGGCUGAGGAACUCUUCGCAUACUUCAGUCGCACCAUGAACCAGUUACUUUGGGGUGGUAUCAUUCUAGUGCAUCGCGAUCUGACAUCCGUCCGUCGCGCAUCAACUCUUCUUUCCGUUGCGGUUCUAACCGUCGCGGCGCUUCACAUUCCUAACCGUACUGCCACUUUGAAUCGAUGUUACAAUGAAUAUGUCUCUUUGGUGUCAAACAUGGCUCUCACUAGAGCACAUACUCUAGACGAUAUUCGAGGUCUCUGUGUUGGUGCGUUUUGGUUGUCCGAGCUGAGCUGGAAACUCUCCGGGCAUGCGGUGCGGAUUGCAACAGAAAUGGGUCUACACCAAAGUUACCAGCGACUGACCCGUGGGAAUGCUGAUCAGUACGAGCGUGCGCAGCUGUGGUAUCUGCUUUAUGUAUGCGAUCAUCACUUCAGUAUCGCUUACGGGCGGCCGCCUGUAAUUCACGAGGAUAUUGCGAUCAGGAACUACGAAGCCUUUCUUGAAACGCCAAUGGUAGUUCCGGGGGACAUUCGACUGUUGGCGCAAGUUGCUUUGUUCUCGAUCUUGACCGAAGCUUAUCGGACAUUUGGCAGCGACACGGAGCAAGCGCUUACCGAGGAGGACUUUGGUCAGCUGCGAGUAUUCAAUGUGGCAGUAGGUCAAUGGCGAUUGCUGUGGCAGCCUCGGUCUGCUGACAGCUCAUACGUACGCACAUACCCUUCUAAGGGUGUGGUCCUACACUACCAUUUCGCGAAGUUCCAACUUAACUCGCUAUCCCUUCGCGCACUAUCACCGACCAAUACCCCCGUGUUUUCUAUGGAUCGUAAAGAAUCAGCUAACAUCGCUAUUUCCUCGGCUAUGGCCUGUCUAAAUAUGGUCCUUGAAGAACCAGAUAUCCGAGACGCUAUUGUCGGCGUUCCUAUUUUCACGCAUACGAUGGUCACCUUCUCGGCGGUUUUCCUGCUCAAGGUUGCCAUUAAUUGGAACUCGGCCUACCUCAGCAUCGACGCUCGCCAGGUGCGUCAAGUGGUUGAGCGGGUGAUUGAACUGAUGAAUUGUGUCUCCGCUGGCGAGCGACACUUGACGCGACACAUUGCACGUGGGUUGGGUAAGAUGCUCGAGCGAUUCGACACCUGGGAGGCUGGAUGGCAAGAUGGCGCUAACAAUGGCGGUCUGGUGGGACGCGACGUGCCUGGGGGCGCGAACGCUAUGGCACAGGGAUUCCCGCCGCCAGAUCUGAUCUACGACAUGGUCGGAACGUAUGGGUUUGGGCUCGACGAAAACUUGCUAGAUCCGAGCAUGGCGAACUUUGACUUCUUGGCACUGUAG
This is a messenger RNA of Penicillium pulvis, 1971 nucleotides long. RefSeq names its product putative C6 transcription factor. Gene Ontology annotation, molecular function: DNA binding; zinc ion binding; DNA-binding transcription factor activity, RNA polymerase II-specific. The coding region runs from base 1 to 1971 and encodes 656 amino acids. The transcript is spliced from 4 exons. Gene Ontology annotation, biological process: regulation of DNA-templated transcription; DNA-templated transcription. The record is from RefSeq and is a predicted model, not a curated record. NCBI's taxonomy places the organism in Eukaryota, Fungi, Ascomycota, Eurotiomycetes, Eurotiales, Aspergillaceae.